AUGAUAACAGUGAUAAGCCAUGCCAGCGACCGCCCCCCCGCUCCGAAGUUCGGCUCAACAACCCCCGAGACCCCCGAGGCAACGCAACAUAGAGGAACAGCGACAAGAUCAGCAGCACUGCAUCCCCCAGAAAGAGAGACAGAGCCAAACUUCGUACCGGGAGCAAUGGACCCUGAAUCUAGUGCGUCUCCAAGACGGCUGUCGCUCAGCAGCAGACACGGCGUCGGCCGCGACAUUGCAAAGACCAUCUCGGCGUGAGUCUCCGAGUGCCUCUCUCUCUCUCUCUCUCUCUUCCUCGCGGAGAU
Messenger RNA from Colletotrichum destructivum, 305 nucleotides. RefSeq lists its product as uncharacterized. Bases 1 to 258 code for a protein of 85 amino acids. The record is from RefSeq and is a predicted model, not a curated record. The transcript has 2 exons. NCBI's taxonomy places the organism in Eukaryota, Fungi, Ascomycota, Sordariomycetes, Glomerellales, Glomerellaceae.